This is a messenger RNA of Enterobius vermicularis (human pinworm), 1365 nucleotides long. The record is from the annotation of a GenBank genome assembly. Lineage: Eukaryota; Metazoa; Nematoda; Chromadorea; Rhabditida; Oxyuridae.
UUAAACUCUGGUGUGUCAGAAGUUGCACAAAAGAAAAUGAGCAGCGUUCGGGACCCACUUCUGGUUGUUGACGCUGGCAUGGGGAAGGAUCGGAGAAGAUUUUUGAUAGUUUCUGUGUUCGACUUAUGUUUGAUCACUAUAUUGUGGUUGAUAUGUACGGUCACUAAAGGAAGCGACUGGCCGUCCAUUUUCUUUCAAGAGAUAAACAUAUUUGAACCGCAGUUUUUGAAGGUCUCAAUGUUCGAUAUUGUUAUAAUAGCUGUAUUGCGGGUUUUCAUUCUUGCUUUUUGCUAUGCCCUUCUAUUAGUAGACCACUGGAUCCCAGUUGCUCUUACAACUCUAAUUACGACUGUGUUUUUGGUUGUCAAGGUGCUAUUUUUCUUUUCUCACAAUCCAAGUGGCCUUCCUCAAUACUUGAUGGUUAUAAGUUCGUUAAUAACAGCCUGGUUUGAAUUAUGGUUAGUGCCAUUCCGGGUUUUGCCCCGGGAACGCCGCCAGCUAAUUGUUCCGAUCGAAACUCCAUCUAAUAUUGAGCCAGCUAGGGGGAGGGUUAUGACUGAUGACGAAUUUCGUUCUGCAAUGGAAUUUUCCUCUGGUUCCGACUCGGAAGAUGAAAAAGUUCCCAGGCUUUCAAGCGGUCAGGUCUAUUCGGAAGCGCAGUAUAUUGAAGCUGUCGAGGAGGCUAAAAAAGCUGUUACUGAAGCAGUAAACGACGUGCAGAAUUGGAAAGUUAUUUCAACGAACAAAGCUGAAAUUCGUUUUUGUGAAAAAAAACGACUCUACUAUCUUAGAUUUGAAACAAGGUGCUCUCCGCAACAGCUUUUCAAAGCUGUUUGGAAAGAUAACGUUCUGUGGAACAAGCAAGUGUCAGAGUUCAGGGUUAUUAUGCAUAUCGAUCAGUCAACCGAACUGUGUCACACGAUUACUGUUCCCGCACUGCGUCGCUAUAUUGCGCCGAGAGAUUUUCUUGACGUACGUCGUUGUUACUGUUACCCGGACAGAGGGCUGUUUGAGGGUUUUUUGGUAUCUGUAGAUUCUUCAAUACUUCCUGCAAAUUCUAACAGGAAAGUGGUUCGAGGCUUCAAUGGUCCUAGCAUGAUGAGAGUCUCAAAGUCAGAAGUUGACCAUUCAGUUUCAGUAUACGAGUGGGUCAUGAGUACAGAUUUAAAAGGCGAUAUUCCUCGUCGUCUCGUUGAAAGAGGGACUGGUUCCUUCCUUGUAGAAUAUGCUGGAAACUUGUACAAUUAUAUAAACGACAAUAUGUUGGAAUCCGUUUCUUCACAUGCUUUGGUACAUAUCAAUAUUGAGCAAACGGAGGAGGAGGAUACGGUCGUGGAGUGCACCCUCUUGGAAGUGUUGGAUUAG